AUGGUAUCAGUGCAGACCAACAUGCAGAUCCACGAUGAGCUUGCAGCGCUCUUCUCGCGGAACAUGACAUUCAAUCCGGAGGCGGUUCCUAAGGAGAUGCCCCAGGAAAUGGUUGUCACCGAGCAGGCCAAUCAACCCAUCAUCUACUCCAUAUCACAGCACUACAACCACUCUGCACACAUCGCCAAGCCGCAAUUCCCGGCUCAAGACGCUCAUAGGCGCUCCUCGGAACCCCCACAGAGCGAGGUUGUUUCCUCAGAGACGAUCUUGCGAACACAUGGCGUUAAUCCUGCCGCACUGACGCCUUCUCAACUGCAACUUUUCCGCAUAGCCGAUGCCGGCCAGAAGAGACGCCUGGUCGAGCUAUGGAGCAUUUGCCCUCCGGAUAAUGGCGGAAACGUCCCAGCUCUUGCAUGGAGCAGCACAACGAUGGAGCAGGAGGAGCAACUGGCUCAACUCCGCUACCAGCAACAGCAGCACAACCACGCCAUGAGCUUGGAUGGCACGACGGUGCAGACAUCAAACGGCACAUGGGUUCACCAAGCAAGCCAGGAGAGCGAGCCUUACAUGAUGUCCGGAUACGAGGAGAUUAUGCGACGAGAGCGAGAGCGUGAGGAGGCCAACGCUCGCCCUAAGGAUGCCUACAGCACCUUUGGCACCUCCAUCGGCGGCCCAAGCUACACACCCGCGACAGAUCCCGUCUAUCUUGGCGCUGACUAUGCUCGACAUCAACUGCAGAUGGCAUUGGCUGAGCAAUACGGCUCGUUUGAACAACACCGGAGUCAGGCAGUGGACGUUAUGGAUAUGUAAUUAUAGCGGCUGCAAUAUAGCAAAAGCGUCGUCAUGGCCUGUUGGCGGCCGAAGGCGCGGCUUGGUUGUCGCGAG
Messenger RNA from Trichoderma reesei QM6a, 885 nucleotides. RefSeq lists its product as uncharacterized. The record is from RefSeq and is a predicted model, not a curated record. Lineage: Eukaryota; Fungi; Ascomycota; Sordariomycetes; Hypocreales; Hypocreaceae. The transcript has a single exon. Bases 1 to 810 code for a protein of 269 amino acids.